UAUCUGAAGGGGCAGUUUAAGGGGAUAUUGUCUGAGACGAUAGUACAUUUGCGAUAUGAAAUGCAAGGAAAGAAGACCUUUCAAGAGAGCAACUAUGUCCUAUGAACUACAAGCUAACCCGAAUGGACCCCAGGCAACCCCUAAAUCACCAGUUGGGCUUCUUAGGAGGAAGAGGGGUCAAGAAGCAAUUCCUUUGAUGCAACCCACUAUGAUGAUGUUCUCCACCAAAUAUUGGGCUCGGCAAGGUCGAUCUUUGUAUUCAGCAAUGAAUGAUCAACAACACCUUGCAGCCUUCAUGCUACGCAGGACAUCCUCUAAUCAGAUAGAUGAAAGACCUGAUAAAGAACCAAAAUCCACUCAUGGCCUUGGGACAUUAGCAGAUAUUCUCUCCCUGAAGUAUGAAGUGGGCUGUCUGGUGAAAGCACUGAGACUCUUUCAGGAGAAGCAUGUGAAUUUGUCCCACAUUGAGUCUCAGAGAUCCAAGAGAGUCAUCAAUGAGGUGGAGAUCUAUGCAGAGUGCAACUGCACAAAAAUAAAAGAGUUAGUGGUACAGCACCUGAAAGACCACAUCAACAUGGUCUCAUAUAACACACCUCAACACGUGUGGUCUGCAGAGACCCACUGUUUGCACUGUGUGUGUUUUUUGGGUGGCUUGCAAGAUGGGAAAGGAAUACCACGGUUUCCCCAAAAGAUCUCAGAGCUGGGCCAGUGCUCUCACAGAGUGCUAAUGUAUGGCUCAGAACUGGAUGCUGACCAUCCAGGCUUUAAAGACAAAGUGUAUCGGGAAAGAAGGAAGUACUUUGUGGAUGUUGCAAUGAACCACAAAUUUGGGCAGCCCAUCCCAUGGAUCAAGUACUCACCAGAGGAAGUGAAGAAAUGGGGAGUAAUUUUCAGAGAACUUAAACUCUAUCCAGCUUACGCCUGCCGCGAGUACUUAAAAAACAUCCCUCUUCUCACAAAGCAUUGUGUUUAA
Carassius gibelio (silver crucian carp) is the source of this 973-nucleotide messenger RNA. RefSeq names its product tryptophan hydroxylase 2 (tryptophan 5-monooxygenase) (gene tph2). Gene Ontology annotation, cellular component: neuron projection. The record is from RefSeq and is a predicted model, not a curated record. Gene Ontology annotation, biological process: aromatic amino acid metabolic process. Lineage: Eukaryota; Metazoa; Chordata; Actinopteri; Cypriniformes; Cyprinidae. Gene Ontology annotation, molecular function: tryptophan 5-monooxygenase activity; iron ion binding.